Messenger RNA from Varanus komodoensis (Komodo dragon), 2430 nucleotides. Its product is annotated as cytosolic phospholipase A2 epsilon-like. Gene Ontology annotation, cellular component: cytosol. Gene Ontology annotation, molecular function: calcium-dependent phospholipid binding; calcium ion binding. The record is from RefSeq and is a predicted model, not a curated record. Gene Ontology annotation, biological process: glycerophospholipid catabolic process. The transcript is spliced from 19 exons. Bases 1 to 2430 code for a protein of 809 amino acids. Lineage: Eukaryota; Metazoa; Chordata; Lepidosauria; Squamata; Varanidae.
AUGCCCUGCUCUCCAGCAUCUGCUGCUGGAAAUGGCUGCCUAGUGGCCAGACUGGCCUGCUGCAUGAUGAAGCCACCUGCGGAGGAAAUAACCCAGUCUGAUUGCUAUGUGACACUCUGGAUGCCAACUGCUUCACUGAAAAGGACCAAAACCCAGACUGUGAAUGACACCAAAGAUCCUGUGUGGAAUGAAACGUUUCACUUCCAGAUCCAGAAUCAAGUAAAGAACAUCCUGGAGCUUAAAGUCUGUGAUGAAGAUAAGCACACCAAAGAUGACCAUCUCCUUACAGUUUUCUUUGAUGUAUCUAAAAUCCAACUUGGAGAAACAGUUUGUCUGAACUUUCAGCUGAACCCAAAGGGUAAAGAGGAACUAGAAGUUGAGUUUACGAUGGAGAGCAGUCCAGAUGCUCCAGAAAAGAUUUUUACUAAUGGAGUCUUAGUGUCUCGUGAAGUUGCAUGUUUGGACGUUCAAGUGGAUGGGGGAAGGAAAAAAAAGGAUUCACCAGAAAGCAGAUUCACCCUUUCAGUGGCUGGAUCCUAUGAAGAGGCUCAGAACCUCACACUGGGUAACUGGCUUUGUCGUGCUUCUCCUGCUAAAUUUCACUACAUCAAAUAUAACCCAUCAGAACUAGACAUUGAACCACGGAGAAGACAGCUCUGUGUGGCUUCCAACCAAAGGAAUGAAUCAGCAACCGUUCCCCUGAACUCACUUCCUAUUCAAGAUCAAGUGACAAUAGCCCCGAACAAAACAUUUGAUUUGAAUGUGACAUCAGAAGAUUGGAUGCAGGGCCUGCUGUGGAAAAGCCCAAAGGAAAUUGAUGUGCGUCUAGGGUAUGAUCUGUGCCCAGAUGAAAAGAGUUUCCUGCAGAAGCGAAAGAAAGUGGUUGCUGCUUGUUUGAAGGAUAUUCUUCAUUUAGAGCAAGGUCUGCAAGACCACGAAGUACCUGUGGUUGCUGUGACGAUGACAGGGGGUGGCAUGAGGGCCUUAUCAGCGAUGUAUGGCACUAUUUGGGGUCUUCAGAGACUGAAGCUUUUGGACUGUGUUUCAUAUAUCACCGGGUCAUCAGGUACAACCUGGACCAUGACAGAACUGUAUGAAGAUCGCGAUUGGUCUUAUAAAGAUCUUGGGGAAAUCAUCAAGAAUGCCCGGAAGCAAGCAGCCAAAUCGAAAAUGUCUGCUUUUUCCUUGGAGAGUCUAAAGGCUUACCACAAGGAACUGUGUCAGAGGACAAUAGCAGGAUAUAAGACAUCCUUUAUCGACCUUUGGGGACUCAUGAUUGAAGCCAUGCUGAAUGAUGGGAACAACAAUCAUAAACUCUCAGAUCAACGGUGGGCAGUAAGCAGAGGUCAGAACCCCCUGCCCAUCUACCUGGCUCUCAAUGUUAAGGACAAUGUUGCCACCCAAGAUUUCAGAGAAUGGUUGGAGUUCACACCAUAUGAAGUGGGAUUUCCUAAAUAUGGAGCUUUUGUCCGUGCUGAAGAUUUUGGAAGUGAGUUUUUCAUGGGACACCUGAUGAAGAAGCUCCCAGAAUCAAGGAUCUGUUUUAUGCAAGGGAUGUGGAGUAGUGUAUUUUCCAGAAAUCUAUUGGAUGCCUGGCAUGCUGCUGACAAUUCUGAGGAUUUCUGGAACAGAUGGACUCAAGAUAAUAUUACUGAAAUUGAGGAAGUGCCUGAUUUACCAGAGAGACCCCAUGAGAUGCCAACUCGCAUGUUCACACCUGCAGGGGGCCUUUCCAAUGCUCUGCGGAACUUGUUAACAGAUCGCCCAGCAGUGUCAAAAUACCACAACUUUUUGAAAGGAUUCCAAAUGCAUAACGAAUAUACACAAAAUCAUCAUUUUUCUAAAUGGAAAGAUACUGCUCUUGAUGACUCCCCCAACCAACUGCAAAAUAGUUCAGAGAAUCUGGAACUUGUAGACACGGCGUUCUUCUUUGAUACCAGUUGUCCUCCACUUUUGAGACCAGAGAGGAAGGUGGAUGUUAUUCUGCACUUUAAUUACACUGGAGGAUCACAAAUCAAGCCUCUAGAGCGAGCCUUCACCUAUUUCUCAGAGCAAGGAAUCCCAUUUCCAAAGACUCUACUAAGUGAUGAAGAAAAGAAAAACCUAAAGGAGUGCUAUGUCUUUGAAGAUGCACAGAACCCAGAUGCUCCUAUAGUGAUUUAUUUCCCACUAGUGAACGAUACCUUCCAAAGAUAUUUUGCACCUGGUGUGGAACGUAGCACUGCUGAAAUGUCACUGGGCCAUGUGGACCUCUCCAGUGUCUUCUCUCCCUAUUCCACCAGGCAGGUCUCACUGCAAGAGGAAGAUUUCAACAAACUGCUGAAUCUAACUAAUUACAAUGUCCAGAAUAAUGCAAGCACCAUCCUCCAGGUUUUGCACAAAGCAGUUGAACGGAAAAAGCAUACUCAGGCAUCUCAGGCGGCUUCAUGA